Molecule: messenger RNA, 1612 nt
Organism: Sarcophilus harrisii (Tasmanian devil)
Lineage: Eukaryota; Metazoa; Chordata; Mammalia; Dasyuromorphia; Dasyuridae
Gene: C1H16orf54
Product: chromosome 1 C16orf54 homolog
Exons: 2
Coding region: 439-1113 (224 amino acids)
Source: RefSeq, a predicted model, not a curated record
GCUGGAAACUGAGAAUAAAGGGAAGAGCUACAAAGGCUAAAAAACAAAAACAAAACCUUUCCUGCUGGGGAGCAGAGAAGAACUACUCCCUUUUCCGGUACCUCACCCCAGGAAAUGGUUCUUUACCACGGGUGACCACAUCCACCCUGUUUCCAUAGAAACACCUGGGAGGAAGAGGGUGGCAGGGGCAGUUGAGUCACAGUUGCUUAACUGCCUGCCCCAAAUGGGCCCUGUUUAUACCCUUCUGGGAAUCCCACCCUAUUCAGUGCCCUCCCAGGAUGCACUGAAGCGAUCAUCCCUCAAAUUGGAUGAGAACAGAAACUGCUGGACUAUCUGAAGAGACCAAGACUCCUUUUCCCUCGUUUUCUUUCCGUUCCUUUUUUCCUCUCUGUUUUUCUCUCCCAUCUUGGUCCUUCCAUUUCCCUCUCCCACUCCCAGAUGUCUGCAGCUCUGGAACAGCCUCCUGAGGAUCCAGGCCUGCCCCAAUCCUCCCCAUGGCCCCCCCUCCUGUGCGGACCCUGCAUCCCCAUCAUGCUGGGCCUGGCCUUGGUGGCCGCCAUCUUCCUCCUGGCCACAGCUGUGCUGGCCGAGCGUCUUUACCGCCGUUCUCUGGAAUCAGACCCUAGAGUCCAGGGGCCCAGCCUGGUCUGGCGCCCAGGAGGGGAGCUGUGGAUUGAGCCUGUGGGGACACCCCACGAACGAUCCGAGGAUUGGUAUGGUUCAACAGCCCCUCUUCUGCACUCCCAGGCUCCUGAGCCCCCAAUUCUUGGGGGCACUUUGGAAAUGCGGGCCACAGCACCCCCCCUUCCAGAUUCUUCUCUCUGUCCUUUAGUUUCCCCCCAGGCCCCCGAGUCUCCUGGCAGCACGUUCUGCACAGCAAACCCUUGGGAAGAAAGGCCUCGGACCACUGGUCUGGUGGGCUGGUUUGAACCCCAGCCAGGGCCAGAACCCUCACCCCCCCCACUUUAUAGCAUCCGAAGGCCUGGGAGCCCUGAGCCUGACUGGAGCCUUCAGCCACGGGUGACCCUGGAGCAGAUCUCAGCUUUUUGGAGAAGAGAGAGCAGGGUACAUGGAGGUAAAACUGAGGUUUUACCCAGGUUAAGCUUCCCAUAGAGAACUUCCUCCAUAUUGAAGGCCUAGGGGAAGGUGGGCUUCCUGAGGGUCACGAGACAUUGGGGCCUAUGGACACAGGACCCUGUUCCUCACCUUUGGAUCCUGGACUAUCCUCAGAGAAGAGAGGUAGGAUCCGGAAGGGACCCGCAAGGACAGAAUGCUGAGCACUUUAAAAAAAAAUCAAGACUCUUUUCUUCUGGACUCUGGAGGUCAGACUGGACGGGGAUGAAGCGGUCACUCCUGCAGAGCCAAAUGGAUCCCUAGCUCACCCUGUGAUAAGGUGCCAUCUCUCUUUAGAAUGGCCUAACGGAGGUGGGGCAAAUGGGGAUGUUAGUAUAACCGUAAAGUCACCCGAGCAAGAACAUCAGGGGUGUGAAAUGGAGGAAAUGAACAAUUCUCUUUCCCACCCUUCAGCUGCUCUCAGUCUCCCACCUGCUGUUCCCUCCCGAGCUCCCAAUCCCCUCACCUGUGGCAAAUAAACCUGCUUCCAAGCUCUUAA